AUGUCAGACAUGGCUCACAACAAGGAAUACCAUGUGCGAGACUUGGCCACUCGAUCCAUCACACUCUUUCCCAAUAGUGCUCAAGUCGUGAGAGACUUGCGCAACCUACAACUCAAACCCGGCGCUAACGAAAUCACCAUCUUCGGCUUGACUCCAACAGUGGAUGAAUCUACAAUCAAGGUAGACGGAACCGGCUCAGCCAUCAUAACUGACAUUGCCAUUGAGUUUGUUCCCAACCACGAGAGCUUCCAAGAUGUCUACCCGGCCUCUGAUGGCGAAAUGUCGGAUGCACACGAAGAACUGGACGGAGAACCAGAAGAAGAAGUAGACGAAGACGAAGAACCUUCCGCCCUCGACAAGGUGCGAGUCAAAAUUAGACAACUUAGAGAUGAGGAGCGAAGCGCCAAAGAAGCAGUCGAAAGUGCAGCCAGUCGUCUCAAAAUCCUUGACGCUUACGUCAAUUCACUUGACAGCAAAGAAGGAAUCAACAUCGCCGACAGCAUCGAAACCUACCGGGCCGAGCGAGAUCGGAUUUUCCAAGACCACGUAGCCGGAGUCACUCGCGGACAAGACAACAUGAAACGCCUUAGCAUCUUUCUUAAGCAAGAAACUCGACUCGUCAAGAAGCAGAAAAGGGAGGCGGCAGAGACGACUCGUGCUAUGAAGAAAGCCCGGAAGGAGCGGGACAGGCAGGCGCAGAAGGAUGCCAGGGAGAAGGCGAAGCUGCAGAAGGAAAAGGCUCGGAUCCAGAUGGAAAGGGAGCGCUUCUGGCCCAAGUUGUGUUACUCUGUCCGGGUCUCUCUGGAAGUGGCGGCUUUCACCCCAACACCCUCUCGUCGGACAUCAGUGUCGAGUGAGACGGCGCAGGCUUGUACAUUAACUUCUGAAAAGGCCGACGAGGGGAAGGACGUCAUGUGCGAUCUGUCCUUGUCGUACGUCACCUCUUCCGCGUUCUGGGCUCCGAGCUACGACUUGCAGUUGUUCACUACAAACAACACGGGGAUACUGUGCUACGAUGCCCGCAUCACCAACAGGACUUCUGAGACAUGGAGAAACUGCAAGGUCGUUCUUUCAACUUCGCAGGCGACGUUUGCCGGACUCGAGAAUGCCAUACCCACGCUGAAGCCUUGGAACAUCAAGUUGGCACCCAAGGAAGGUAAUGUGGGCGGAACAGACAUCCUUUCCAGUCGGGAGGAGCGCCAGCAACGAAGUGACUGGUGGCGUGCUCAACAGACAAAGGCGCAGCCUCAGAGACCUCGCAACGAUCUGUUCGGCGUUGACUACAAUAAUGCCGGCAACAGUGCCGCGGAUCUAGCAACCUACCAGCAAAGUCUCAUGAUACUUCGACAGGACUCGAAGAGCCCACGACGGAUAAUGUAUCCAGCAUUAGGGCAAGGACAGGCUGCACAGGCACAACACCAGGCGCAAAUGCGAGCACAAAUGCAGGCGCAACAGCAGAUGCAGCAAAUGCAGCAAAUGCCACAAGCACAGCAAAUGGCACAAAUGCAGCAGGCUCCUCCUCCACAAGCACCGAGGCUUCAGGAGCCGAUUCAAGAACCAAUGGGAUCUGAAGCUUCCGAGGAAGACGACAACCUCGAUUUACAAGAGUCUACCAUUGAAGAGACGGGUUUCACUACGACCUACGACCUUCCAGGCACAAAGACGCUGCCACCUCGCCCGACGGCAACCAAGCAGCGUGUCGCUCGUCUCAACUUCUCCAACAUCGCCUUCAGCCAUACAAUCAUUGCAAAGUACAAGCCCGUCGCGUACCUCAAAGCAAGAGUCCGCAACAGCAGUCGGCUCACGUUGCUUCGGGCAGAAGCAGGUCUCACUCUCGACGGGACCUUCAUGGGCCGCACCCACUUGCCACGCUGCAGCGCCGGUGACGUCUUCUCUCUCGGUCUUGGUAUUGAUCCUGCGAUCAAGGUCAACUACCCCAAGGUUGACGUCCGACGAACGACGACUGGACUCUUUUCCAAGGAGAACAGCUCCGUGUACAGCCGCAGCAUCACCGUGUUCAACUCCCGUGCUUCGGCAGGUAAACCCGUCUCGCUGGUUGUGCUUGACCAGGUUCCCGUGUCGGAAGACGAGCGUCUCAAAGUAGAUAUCUUGGCACCCAAGGGACUUGUUGUUGACGGAUCAGGGGUCUUCACGGGGCAGCCCGCUCGCGAGAGUAAGCAAGACGUCGACUGGGGCCAGUCGACGGCUACGAUGAAGGGGCGCCAAGGUCAGGUAGAGUGGCAAAUUAAGCUCAAUGCUGGCAAGGCUGUGAGGCUUGGCUUGGAAUAUGUUGUUGCUCUCCCUUCAGGAGACUCGGCGAUGGAAUGCUCAUAG
This is a messenger RNA of Colletotrichum phormii, 2334 nucleotides long. RefSeq lists its product as uncharacterized. Lineage: Eukaryota; Fungi; Ascomycota; Sordariomycetes; Glomerellales; Glomerellaceae. The record is from RefSeq and is a predicted model, not a curated record. The coding region runs from base 1 to 2334 and encodes 777 amino acids. The transcript is spliced from 2 exons.